Molecule: messenger RNA, 6664 nt
Organism: Labrus bergylta (ballan wrasse)
Lineage: Eukaryota; Metazoa; Chordata; Actinopteri; Labriformes; Labridae
Product: neurexophilin-1
Molecular function (GO): signaling receptor binding
Source: RefSeq, a predicted model, not a curated record
UCUCCUCACAGCACCUCCAAACCUCACUUCAGAAACUAAACCAAAAAAAUCCUGUCUAAUUAAGCCACAUUUCAACAUCCAUCCUGACUCUCCUGAAUGAGCCUGAGAAGACUCCUCUGUGCUCUCCCGCCUCAGGACCUCCUCCCUCACUCUUUAUUUCUCCUCAAGUUCGGCAGCUGAUACCGGCUCAGUCAGGAGGAGGUAGCUCUUUUUUUUCUUUAUUCCCCCGGCUGAGAAGAUCAAGGACAGUUUGACAUGAGGGGAGACGCUCCACAAAGAAGAGGCAUGAAGACCACAUGUCUGCGGGCUGCUGCUCUGCUGCUGUCACUCGUCUCUCUGGUUACCAGCGCUGAUUCACCAAGUUCAGAAAAUUCAGAGUUGAGAGAGAGCUCGAAAUCCAAGGUGAAGACCUACUGGACCGAAAGCAGCAAGGCCUUCUCCAUCAGCCGCCUGCUGUCUCAGACGCUCUUUGACAAAGAGAACUUCACCUCUCUGGAUAUGAACUACGACGACGCAGAGCUGUACUCUAAACGGGAGCAGUGGAACUGGCUUUACAACGCCUCAAACCCUCGCGACCCUCGCUCCAGGACGAAGCGGAGGCCCAUCGUCAAGACGGGCAAGUUCAAGAAGAUGUUCGGCUGGGGCGACUUCCACUCCAACAUCAAGACGGUGAAGCUGAACCUCCUCAUCACCGGUAAGAUCGUGGAUCACGGCAACGGGACAUUCAGCGUCUACUUCCGCCACAACUCGACAGGUCAGGGUAACGUGUCCGUGGGCCUCGUGCCGCCAACGAAAGCCGUGGAGUUCCGAGUCCACCAGCCGCACCAGCAGUUCCACCACCAUCACCACCAGCAGCAGCAGCAGCAGCAGCAGCAGCAGACGGCUCUGGAGACGAAGGACACCAAGCUGUUCAACUGCAGGGUGGAGUACGAGAAGGUGGAGAAGGGCACCAGGAACUCGCUGUGCGCCCACGACCCGUCGCAGAGCUGCCCGCAGGAGCAGACGCAGAGCCACGUGUCCUGGCUCUGCUCCAAGCCCUUCAAGGUCAUCUGCAUCUUCAUCACCUUCUACAGCACCGACUACAAGCUGGUGCAGAAGGUUUGUCCAGACUACAACUACCACAGCGACACCCCGUACCUCCCCACCGGUUGAUCAAAAAGACCAGAAAGAGAGAAGGAGGAGGAUGAUGAUGAGGAUGGGAGGAGGAGGGGAAAAAGACGCAGACACAAGCUUUCAGAUCCUCAGUGGUGUCCGGAUGAAAAUGGAGUCAGGACACUAAAAAACUUGAGAUGUUGACAGGCAUUACUACAGCUAACAUAUCCUUGACGCAAGACUGAUGUUGCUCCAAUGAACAGACCAACCCUGAGGUCAUUAUGAGAGCGUUUAGGGCCUGCAAUCCUCACAUUAUAUGCAUAGCUGCUUGCCUGCUUACAUCGAAAGGAAAUUCUCAAGCCAACCGUAAAAAUAUGCUGAUUGUAUUUAUGUAAAUAUUAUGGGUUCUACACAAAGACCAGAAAACAAUUUUAUUAAUGUUUUUCUCCUCGCUAAUUUAGUUGUUUACGUUGAUAGUGUGUUUCCGUCUCAAUCAUGCUUUCUGUCUUUUCCAAUCAGUCUCGGGUAAUCACCGCAAACCACGUAAAUGUCAACGCAAAUAAGACGAAUCUGUCAGUUUGCAUUAGAGGGCAUAAUGGGAAAAGCGAACAUAUUUUGAGUGGUGUUGUUUUCUGCAGUGUGAUUGUUAGAGUGAGUAUACCUCGUAUGUCGUCGUUUGGAUUCCCGUCCAUGUCCGUGCAUGAACCGAGUGCGGUAAACAACUGAAUAACGUCCAUCUAUAUUUUUUUGUGUUAUUGCAGCUGUCAGAAAUAAUCUCCAUCAAGUCAGAGGAGAAAAAGAACAACAACAAAAAAAAAGUACCUCUGUUUAAAUUAUGUUGCUGCGUGUAUGCAGGUUUUAAGGUCGCGCGGGUGGUGCACGGUAAUCAGUACCAAAAGAGAGCUCCUGUCACAUCAAAAAUAAGAAAGUAAAUGUCCAUAAAAAUAAAUAAAAAAAAGAAGAAAAGACGAAAUGACAGAGGUACUGAACUGCUCCUUAAAAGAAAUAAUCAAACGUACCUGACUGUGCUUUAAUUCUGCAGAUUUCUCAGCCCUUGCAUUUCCAUUUGGCUCAUAUUUUCACGACUUACAACAAGUUCAGUACUUAAACUUUCAACCCCCUGCAUCACUUACAUGACAAGCAGCCCGUAUUAAGAAGUGUCAGAGCCACAGUGCCCCCGCAGUAUCCAAAAAUAACACCGGAAUAAUCAUUUACACAGAAAAAGUGCUUGAUAAUGAGAAACAAAACAAGGUCGAGACAAGUUCAAAGUGUUUAAAAAAUAGAUAUUUGAACAAGCUAACAAAAGAAGGAAGUGAUAGAGGAUAGAGGAUCGUUUUCUUAAGUUCAUGCAUCAAAGACUGAACGAGAAGAAACACUUGGUUUAAAAAAGUGAGAUGUUGUAAUAUGUGAAAGUGUUCCAGGAAAGAGAAGGACAUACAUUAAACUGCAGGUGCUAAUCACACAUUCCACCUAUGAAGCGUUCGCACCUCUGGUUAUCAGGAGAAAUAAAAAAUAAAAAAUCCUGGAUGAGACUAACUCUGGCUGUUAAUGGUAUUGGAUGUUCCAAUUGGCUAUUAAACCUUCAUUACACAAAUUGGGAGCCAGUGGCUGCAUGUGAAGCAUUUAGAGGAAAUGAACACAGUGUAAGUGGGAGCUCUGCAGAGUCAACACCACAGAAAGAGUGAAUUAAAGUCCUGAUAGAAAACCUGUGAAAAAAAAAAAAAGCACAAAUGUGCACCUAGGGGCGCAAUCACUGCUGUCUAUUUAAAUUCAGUGCAGUUCAGGAUGGUAUACGCGGCACAGUAAACUGCUAAUGGCAGCCUGGACGACAUCCAAUAUGCCAAACGUGGGGCGUGUUCUGUGACAAGGCGGGCCACGGAAUCGGGGGGUCCGCCUGUGGGAUGAGUGAGCAUAAAGAGGAAUUUAUGAUGUGGAGGAACAAGGCUGGCAGAAAUCACUGGAAGCACCUGACUCGUAAAUUGAGAGCAUGUAUCUGUCAGCGAGAAAGAAGGAAUGACUAAUGUCUCAGAUUGCUGUUUGGGCCAGUUCUUUCAUCUCAAUAAAGUGACUUUGAUAUCUCUCCACCCCUACCCAAAUGUGCCAGGGACAGUUUGUUCAGCUUCAAAGAAUUAAAGCAGCACUCUGCCGAGACAAUGUGGGCCUCAUUAUUCACGUAAUCUUACAAGUGUAAACAGUCUGGCACAGAAGUGUUUGGUGUGAGAGCUGCUGAGGGAUGGAGCUGUUUCCUGACUGAUGUCGUCUGAGGGGAAACACUGAGAAUCAUCCUGUGUACUGAUUAAGGCUGAAUCAACAAUGACCUGAUGAGAUACACGUGUAUUUACAAAUCUGACUUAAAGCUGCACCAAUCAAAACUUUAGCACAGAUAAUGGAUGUUUUACGUUAACUGAUGUUGUGUUAUGUUUCGAUUCUCCAAAACAAAUAAGAUUACAAGAGACGCCAUUCUAAUGUUAACUUGGAUUUGGGUAACAUAUUCAGGAUAUGGUGUUUUCAUGCACACAGAUUAUUCAUAUUGUGGUUAACAUGAUAAAUACUAGUAACCACGAUUUCUGAUAACUGCAUCUUAAUUAAGAAGGCGCCUGUGAUGUUGUGUUUUUACAACUCAAACCGCGGCAAAUUUGAAGAUCUGAGAAAAAUGAGACCGCUUUGGAGCACUUCUGUUCUUCUGAUGUUUCUCCACUACUUUCCAACGUGACCUGACCUUCUCUACCGUACGUGCUGGGCGGCGUCCUGUAGCCUGCUCACCACAGGCUUUAACAGAUCAGCAUGUUGAUGCUUUCUCCCACCUAAACAUCCAAUUACAUUCAAUUCUUUCUCCACAGAAGGACAACACUCAGUUUCUUUGUCGCUCAGGAUGAAGCUCUCGUUGCCACCGCCAUGUUUGUUUUUGCUGCCGCGUCGCUUGGCUCAGGCCGCAGGAAGUCAGCAGCUGUCAGAAACCGGGGUGAGGCAAUUACAUGCCACUUGAGUUCUCCAGGUAACAAAAUCAAGUGUCUCAAAAUCAGGAUAGCAGCUUAUCCCGGUUUCUGAAAUUAGGAUUAUGAUGUUCACAUGCACAAACACAAAAACAGGAUACUUUAAAAACCAGGAUACAGCGGCGCCGGUAGCAUAGUGGUGAAUUUGCACGUCCUGUGUACGGAGUCUGUUGGGCAGCCCGGGUUCGAGUCGGACCUGUGGCUCUAUCCCCACAUGUCAGUCCCCACUCUCUCUCUCCUGAUUUCUGACUCAACCCUCCUCAAAAAAAAAUCAGAAAAACUUAAAUCCAUGUAAACGCACUCAUUGUCUUAAAGGAAUAGUCUCCUACUUUCCUACUUUAAAAAAACAGAUAAUGAUAAUAAAUAACAAUAAAAGUGAAUCAAUAAUAUCAGAAAUGAACACACUUUUUAAAUCAAAAUGUUAAAAAGUGUGACCCGUCUGUUUGGUAGAAGAAAGCAGAGUGAGACGUGAUAUCUGUGUUGGCAGAUCGAACAAGAGCGUGCUGUUUGGAGCGAGGCAGAGCUGGAACAGAGAAAGUGUUUCCUGAUGUGACGAAAAUAUGACAUUUUACUGUCACAACACUUGGAGGAAGAUAUGUCGCUUGAGAGAAAAACAGAAAAGAAUUUAGUCCUGUGAUUAAGGGAAAAAAUAAUUGGUUAUAAAAUGUGUUUACAACUUCUCCCUCUGGAGUGAAUACACUUAGGAUGGGUAGCUCGUUUCCUACAGGACGCAGGCGGGACAUGAAUCCUGUCUGUUUCAUGUCAAUCUGAAUCAGUUUUUAUCUUCUCUUGUAGCCGUCGUCUCUGCUAUGAGGAACACUCCUCCCUCACCACUCCCUCAGUGGUCCGACCGAGUCAUUUCUUUGAGUAUUUUAGACCAAACAAAGUUUUUGCUUUAGUUUGGAAAGUCCUCCUUUAGAUAUACUCUUGCAAAGAGUAGCUUGAGAGUCAGAUGUUUCCCUCCAGGAGUUUGGACCUUGGAUCAUUGGAUGCUAACGCUUCUCUAAGUGUAAAUACAUUUUUUAUCUAUCAGUUAUGAGCUGAUCAUUUGUCGCUCUUGUGUUUGCAGCUUGUUACCAAACAGAUUAACUAAGGCAGGUUUACAAGUUUAUGUAUGUUUCAAAGCUUUUAAUUAAAGAAAAUUUGGGGUUUUAACAUUUAACGUUUAUUUAAGAACAUAACAAUUUAAAAUCUUCAGCAAACUUCUCAAAUCGAGGGCGCCGGUAGUCUAGUGGUUAGUCCACUCGCCCCUGUACAGCGCCUAUAGUCCUCCAAGUAGACCGACCAGUGGCUCCUUUCUCGCAUGUCAUACCCCCACUCUCUCUCUCUCUCUGUGAUAUCAGAAACUAUCUAAAUGAAGGCAUCAAAGCCAGAAAAUAAACUUUAAAAGAAAAAAGAACUUCUCAGUUGGAUCUGAUGUUAGUCGCUCUUUUAAACAACUUUUCUGGGCAUGGCAGCAGUUUCCAGUUUUAUGUUUCCUCUUCUUCUAGCGCCAGGGCAAAUCUCUUAACUUUCAGCUCACUGAUUGUACCUUCAACAGAACUUAAUGAAGUGAUUACACAAAGGGGAUAUAAAAGUCGGGGGUUUAUAAUUAAAACGUCGGGGGAAAAUGGCUUUUUUAGGAAUUAAAUCCAACCCAAUCUCAAAUAUCUAAUAACCAAAAUUCAGCAGCAGAUCUGUUUCCUGGAGACUCAUUUGCACAAGCUGAGGACGGUGGGUUCUUUUAAGUCCUGUUUUAAAGCAAACACUUCUUAAAUUAUGCUAAUUUCAAAGCAGCGAAAAAGAAGGGGAAAAAAAACACAUCAGUUCCUCUGCGAUGCCGUGCAUUUAACGAGCUCAACGCCAAUGAAUGGAAGCGGCAGCAUCACAAUGCGGCAGUGUUUGGACGUCGGUGUUAUCUUUGGGCCCAGAUCUCCUCCCUCGGUUCAGCCGUCCUGGACCGGAGCCAUCCAUGCUUGCCGUCUUUCCCCUAGCUCGCCCACAAUCCCUGAUUAAUGUGGCCUGGGCGGGAGCUGUCAGAAAUGGCAGAGAGAAUCAUGGGAUUUCUCCUUCAGAGUCCCAAUGACACCCAGCAGCUGCAGGAGUAAACAGAUGACUAACCACUGGCCUUUUGGCAGCCUGUGGAGAUUCACACGGAGGGAGGGCUGCGAACGUAGCGCUGACAUUUAGGUGGAUUAGAAAGUUCUUGGGUUCUGCUCUCGUGGUGUCAGAGGUGGUUGGCAUAGUAAUUAUUAGCGACUUGGUUUUUCUUCCUCUUGACCCCCAACCGCAGCGAAACGCAGAGCCUCAUUGUAUGGAUGUUUGUAGAAGUGUAAAAAAAAUCCCUGCAAUCCUCAUGUAUAAACAAAUCACAUCUCGUUGACUAGAAGAGGAAUAAAAGUGUCUAUUUUAAGAAGACAAAACAACAUUUGUCACUUCAGACUGCGGUGCUGCUGCAGAGUUACUCUCAGAUGUGGGGCUGGAGCUGUCCUGGGGCACAGUGUUGUGUGAGGUAUUGACGUAUUAAAGGCUGUAUCAGACAACGGCUGGUGUGAGGCUUUUUUCUUUUUUUUUUCAAAUCACAAAUAAAUGACUCUCUU